Messenger RNA from Aspergillus niger, 606 nucleotides. RefSeq lists its product as uncharacterized. The transcript is spliced from 3 exons. Bases 1 to 606 code for a protein of 201 amino acids. NCBI's taxonomy places the organism in Eukaryota, Fungi, Ascomycota, Eurotiomycetes, Eurotiales, Aspergillaceae. The record is from RefSeq and is a predicted model, not a curated record.
AUGCGCAUCUUCAACGAGACCCAGGUAGCUCUUGCAGCGAGACUUGAAUCUAUACUUCAUGAGAUUUCACACCCCCACCUUGAUAGGUGGGGGUACCCAUUCUUGGACAGGAAGGCCACAGUCAUUCGAAAGAACUCGGCCUUCAAGCCCUUUCCCGAUACCCCAGGAAUCGGCAACUCAUCAGUAGUGCCUUCCACCGACACCGAAGAAAUCUCUACCCUCCUCCAUGCUUACGGCGAAGCUCUGAAAAGCCGGAAUGUGGACGAAGCAGUUGCCCUUUACACAGAAGAUGGAGUCAUCAUGCCGCCGCAUUUCUCGGCCAGUACAGGGACAGAGGCUCUACGCGACUCAUAUACACGAAUCUUUGCAACCAUCCAGCUCGUUAUCAAUUUCCAGAUUGAGGAGAUAGUUAUCAUGUCUCCGGAGUGGGCUUUCGCCAGGACGACGGCUGAGGGAACGAAGACGAUACUUGCCACCCAGGAGUCUGAGUCACAUGCGAAUCAGGAAUUGUUCAUCUUGAGAAGGAAUAAUGGAAAGUGGCUCAUUGCUAGAUAUGCCUUUUCUAGUAUGAAGCCUUUCGUGCAGAAUGGGAUUCGAAGGAGUUAA